AUGGGGCCACACCCCUUGUGUCACCCUUGCCCUCCCAGCUGUGUGCUCUACAGAUGUGAGACACAAGCCAGUAACACCAGCAAGAAAGGAGCUUGCCGAGGGCGGCGUCUGGAGAAGGUUCUCAGGAGGCUGUCAGAAAUGAGUUUCUCACUGAACUUCACACUGCCGACCAACACGACUUCCUCCCCAGUUGUAACAGGUGGGAAAGAAGCAGACUGUGGGCCUUCUCUUGGGUUAGCAGCCGGCAUCCCGUCCCUGGUGGCCGCAGCCCUGCUGGUGGCUUUACUGUUUAUACUGAUUCGCCGAAGAAGCAGCAGCAAGGAGUCCGCCGAGGAAAGUGAGAGGCCAUGUGAAAUUUCAGAAAUCUAUGACAAUCCCAAGAUUGCUGAGAAUCCUAGGAGGUCACCCACACAUGAGAAGAAUAUUACGGGAGCAGAAGAAGCCCACAUAUAUGUGAGGACUGUAGCAGGAAGUGAGGAACCCAUGCAUGACACUUACCGUCCUACUGUUGAAACGGAGAGAAGACGGGGAUUGUGGUGGCUUAUGCCCAGACUGAGUCUGGAAUGA
This is a messenger RNA of Puma concolor (puma), 567 nucleotides long. It is a transcript of the gene OPALIN, whose product is annotated as oligodendrocytic myelin paranodal and inner loop protein. Gene Ontology annotation, cellular component: plasma membrane; cell-cell contact zone. The record is from RefSeq and is a predicted model, not a curated record. NCBI's taxonomy places the organism in Eukaryota, Metazoa, Chordata, Mammalia, Carnivora, Felidae.